AGGGGCGGGGACAAAGAGGCGCAGCUGCCUCUGCGGUACACAUGUCAGAUGUUGAGUCGCUCCGUUUGUUUUGUUGUCCUGUCACGGAAGUCUUCUGUAUUGAAAGACACUUUUCCAAAGAACUAUUAUUGAGGACAGCUGUAACUUCUCUGUGGUUUUGUCUUUUGUGUUCAAAGAACGGGAGGAUGAGCGGUGUCAUAAAACGGCCGUUAAGGAAUAAAAAUGGGGAAGACAAGAAAAUUAAGGAGCACACCGGACAACUCAGUCUUCCCAUUAAGGAUCAGGAUCGAUCAAGCUUCACUCCCGAGUGGCACUGCAGCAAGGAGAGCAGCGUUGCAGUUGUGCUUCCACAGAAACCUGAAGAACAGAAACAAACAGUUGAACUGAUCACUUCCACAGAAGACGACGUGGACAUAAUAAAGGUCCACCUUAAAUCUCGGUCGGAAACAAAACAGAGCCUCAGGAUGCUGACGGAUGAAGUGUCACAGAUCCAGGAGGUGAGAUACUGUCUGAAGACUCUGAGAGAGCAGAUGGCAGCCAGACAAAACGGACACAACAAGCAUCCAGCGGAUGUUAAGGUCAACCAACCAUCGGUCUCCAACCACCACCACGACCUCCCUGACCCUCAUCUCGGGGACAGUCGGGAGGAGAGCGUGAAGCUCCGGGAGGCCACCAGACAUCUCUACGCUCAGCUAAAGGAGAUGGAGAAGCGGCAUCAGGAGGAACGGGACAGACUGGAGGCUGAUUCGCACGCGUGUCGUAUCAGUCUGGCUGAGCAGUCGAAGCGGCUGGAGGAGGUGGAGCAGCAGGCGGAGGAGAAAACCCAACAGGUAGAGGAGCUGAAGAGGCAGGUGGGAAGUGCGGAGAUCGAGAACAGUGUUCUUAAAGAAAAAAUGGCUGCCGCGGAGACGGAGCUGCUGCAGCUCAAAGAAAGAGAGGAGGAGGAAGACACGGCAGAGGAAAGAUGUGCAGAACUUGAGGAGGAGUUGGCUUUGCUGAGAAAAAAGAAUCACCAGUUUGACGACAUGCUGAAGAGUCAGCAGAGGAAAAUCCGCCUAAUGAUCGAACAGCUGCAGAACUCCAGAACGGUUCUUCAGGAGAGAGAUCGGGCCGUCUUGGAUCUGGAGGAGCGAGUGGCGUUCAUGCAAGCUGAGAAUAAAGAGUUGCGCGACCACAUGGAAUACUUACUGGCAGGUCAGGACCCCCCACCCUCAUCUGUGGAAAACAAGCCGGAGAUUGUUUACAGCAAACCUCUCAAACCGACCUCGCCGACCAAUAAAGCGCUCCCGUUCAUCAAAGUUAUCGAGAUCAAAUCCUGAUGAGGAGGAACGUUUGGAGGAAAUAAAUACUUUGUAAAUAUGUGUUUAGCCACCAACUAGUGAGAGGAAAUACUCAUUUAUCACCUCGUAGAUGCGUUUGAUGCAGGUCUGUGUGUGUGUGAAGGUGAAAACUUAUGAAAUAAGCAGAAAGGAAGCAGAUUUGUAAAGUUAUUUAGUUCUGAAUUUUACUGAUCUGGUGUUCCGCCCAGUCUCCAUACAUUGACAGAUAGGCAUGCUUUGUCAGAUCAUCAUACAAUUUAUUUUUAACAACCGUAUGACACCCUGAUGGGCCAGUUCACCCAUCAGAUCAUCAUACACGUUCUUAUUGACCGUAUGACACCCUGACUUGUAUAUUUGAAAGCUAAUUAUUAAACGUUUUUUUUUAGAAUUAGAAGGUGGUUAAAUAAAAAUUUGUGAUGCAGUUCAUUUUUGUGGAUGGUAAAAAAUUAUGAACAUAGUCGAUUAACGUUUUCCACAUACUUUACAGACGGCUCCUCAGAACAUAGCGAAGGUUUAGAUGAAUAUGCAUAAACUGCAUGAAUGCUGCUCUGCUAUGUGUGGUGCUUUGUCAGAACACCGAUCACUGAUGCAGAUGAGAAUAAUCACUGUUGACUUUUUUUUCCAGCGCCUCCUCAGGGGUCGCAGUCAUUCUUGUGCUAUGCAGCACGUUGCUGAUAUUAGGGCAUGUCAUUAUUGAAAAGUGAGUCAUUUUCAAGUGAUGAAAAUCUUUAUGCUGAGAUUAGGGUCUGUGUAGAGGAAAUAAAUAGAAUUAUAGGUUAUUUCACAUUUUCUUUGGUUUGUUCUUGUUGUCCAUUCAUGAUGUGUGCUUAAAUCCUUAUUUAACUCUAAUUUAACAUAAUUUUGUACCAUUUCCAUGAACUUUGAUUUCUUUUUGUAAUAUAUGUCAUUUUACUGUGAACUGUAAAUAAAUACUGUAGACUUUUUGGUAUUUAAGCAUAAAUUAAAGUCGGAGUGACCUGA
Molecule: messenger RNA, 2300 nt
Organism: Nothobranchius furzeri (turquoise killifish)
Lineage: Eukaryota; Metazoa; Chordata; Actinopteri; Cyprinodontiformes; Nothobranchiidae
Gene: tuft1b
Product: tuftelin 1b
Biological process (GO): intracellular signal transduction
Cellular component (GO): intracellular anatomical structure
Source: RefSeq, a predicted model, not a curated record